AUCACUUCCCCUUCACCCUCACCGUGAUUUUGGCCUCUAAACAAGUUUCCAUAAAAGAUAAAACUUCCAUUUUUACUCGUUUUGAGAAUUUUGAAACAAACGAACCAAACUGCAAAACCCUAAACCCCUCACUCUCUCUCUAACACAUGGAAGUUGGUGGAGUUGCAGAGGAUCACAUCACAGUGUAGCGUUCGCUCAAACAAGAUGCAGAAGAAGCUUCAAAUCGCAACCCUCUCCUUCCGCUCCAUUCGCUUCCUCACUCCCAAACCCAAUCACUUGUCCUUUGAGGUAUGCGAUUCUGUUGGUCCAUCAAAUGUGAAGUGGCGUGGGUUGUCAUAUGCUGCUGCUUCUUCUGCCCCUUCUGAGCCACCGGAGUCUCAGAAAGGUCGAAAGAGGGUUUCGAAACAGCAACGGCGAGCUAUAGUGGAGUCCUUUGUGAACAAGCACAGAUCAGAGAAUGCUGGGAAAUUCCCGACAAUAACUGAUAUUCAAAAACAAGUUGGUGGUGGUUUUUAUUCGAUCCGGGAAAUCAUUAAGGAACUAGAAUACAAGUCCAAAAUGAAAUCUUCAAACAACAAGGAUGAGAUUUUGUUGGAAAAGCUAAUUGAUAAAAGUAAACGUGAGACCACUGAAUCGGUCAUUGUUUCAUAUGAUAAUAUUGAGACUUCAAGAGAAAAGCCUUUCCAAGAUGAUUCUCUGCCGGUUCUUAUAGAUGGCAAAGAGACUGUUAGUACUGGUUAUGAACAUCUUGAAGAAAGUCUUUCUGCUCCGUCUAGUGAAAAUUAUAGUAAUACUCAGGGCCAAGAAUCUGAAUUUGUUGAUACCGAAAAUCAUAAAAAAUUGGAGGAAAAAUGCAUUAAUGAAGAAAGUUAUGAGAGAAGGGAGCAACCUGCCUUGGAAAACCUGUCUGGUGAGACUUCCCAUUCAUGUUCCCAGGUACCAAAUGAUAUGAAUAGUGUGGAAGCUGUAUCUAGUUCUCGUUCUGAGGCUGUUGGACAAGAAAGACAUCUUCUGAAAGAGGAAAUAGAUCAGGUUUUUGCUCCAUCUUUUGGAAAAUCUGGCAAUAAGCACAGCGAAGGUCAGAGCUAUCAGGCUGUUGACAUAGAAAACCAUCUAACAAUUGAGAAGAAGAGCUUUAAGAAAGCAGGACCUGAGAGAAAAGAGCAAGAUGUCUUAAAAGACCUUCCCGAUGUGGUUAGUCAAAAGAAUAAAAUGGAGCAAUCUCAUGGGUCUUUAGAAUUGGAUGAAUCCAAAAUGGAUAGCUCUGAUAAUAGGGAGCCAGCUGGUUUAGUGGUCUCGGAGAAAUCAACUUUGUGGGGAAAUCUGAAAUCAUUUGCAGAUGGCAUCAUUAAUAUCUGGAGAAAAUUCUGAAGCUUUAUCAGUUUAUGGUGCAGCUUGCAGGAAAUGCAAUCUUUCUGCCCAACUCUGACGGUAUGUGUAGGGUUGAUGAGAUGCAUUACUCUCUUCGAUCUGUCAUCACCUGUCAUCCUUCUAGCAAAUUGCAUUUUUUCUUGCUAUCUUUCGACAUUUCCAGAGGUUUUGCAGCUAAGUUUUUCUGUGCUCCAGCUGGCUGUUCAUUUCAAAGUGGAAGAUAUUUGCAAUUGAGUUUCUAGUACUAUUCUGUUGGCCCCUUCUAGGUUAAAUCAAAAGUACUUCGAUUCCUAAUCUAGGAAAUUAACUUCCCAUUGUAAAUGAUUUUCACUUUGUUGUGAACAAUAGGAAUGGAAAUGCACAAUAUUGCAUUUUUACUUCAAUUAUAUUUUAGAUUACAUUUUUAUA
Molecule: messenger RNA, 1779 nt
Organism: Lotus japonicus
Lineage: Eukaryota; Viridiplantae; Streptophyta; Magnoliopsida; Fabales; Fabaceae
Exons: 4
Coding region: 205-1371 (388 amino acids)
Source: RefSeq, a predicted model, not a curated record